This is a messenger RNA of Pieris macdunnoughi, 717 nucleotides long. The record is from the annotation of a GenBank genome assembly. NCBI's taxonomy places the organism in Eukaryota, Metazoa, Arthropoda, Insecta, Lepidoptera, Pieridae.
AUGUCAAAAUCGAAGGUAAAUUCUCGAGACGAGCGUACCUUGAAAGGGAAGGACUCAGGCUGUGUGUUUGAGGAACUCACCUUAUCGAUUCUUCUCUUCGUCUGGCAAAUGUUGCCAGCUGUGUUUGCCCAUCAAUUCAUUUCUCAUGUUCAUGUGACAACCCCAGCUCACAGCUAUAGUCAUGGAGUUGGUGAUCCAGUGUCUAUCCAGAGACGUCACGUGACACCCAUGAGGAAUUUACGAAUACCCCAGGAGACCCAAGCGCAGCUAGGAUACUCUAGGCAACGGCCAUCCAUUCCGUUCCACGUAGAAGAGACUCCGAGAAAGUUACCAUGGCAACAAGACAUGCGCAAUGCUGAAAAGAUUCCUCUGCUACCUCCAUCUCCGUACAAAGUGGACUCGGCAGAUCCUGAAUCCCUCUGGCCUGAGGGAUUAUUUUUACCACCGCCACCUUUGCAAUUGGACAUACAAAGAAGGUCGAGCCAGAUUAAAAAUUCGAGGCCUACAAGUGAUGAUGAUUUCUUGGACCCAUAUCUUCUUCAAGGCUCCGAAGCAAUAUUUGCCAUAGAAAAAACAAAACACCACGGAGAAUUAUAUUUUCACGACGUACCUCACAUACAAUCAUUGCUGACCAACCAACAGCAUCGCGUGAAAAAUAACUUAAAACCCCAUCGUCUUGGGAGUAUACGACAUACUUGGCCGUUUAACCGCAUUUAG